UGAAAUGAAAUUAUCCGCACCGGAUACCCAAAUUUUAAACAAAAACGAAAUAAUACUGAAUGCUGUAGUGGUGUACCAAACUGUUGUAGUGGUAAAGAUGAACAUAUACUUUAAUGAUUAUGAUUACACCACCAAGCAUUUUUAUACCACACUUAUUAAUAACAUGAUUAUUCACAUUGUGACAAGAAAUCCAUGGCUGUGAAAUCUAAACCACACAAUAGAUGCCACGUUUUCAAACUUUAGCUAUCAACCAUGUUACCUCAUGGUCUUUAUUAACCAUCGAUUUUGCAACUUAGAGAUUCAUUCCACACACACUGCAGUAAGUCAUUGAAAGUCUUGCUGUAACCAAAGUAAAGGCUUUCUUCACUUGAAACAUCUAAUUCUUUCUAUACACAACAUGGAGACUGUUCUUUCCAAACACUCCCCACCUUCUUCUGCCUUCAAGGGUGUGAGCAAAGAAGAGGAAGAAUCUCUGCUUGGACAAAUUGAAAUAUGGAAAUACAUGACACAGUUCACCGACUCAUUUGCUCUAAAAGCUGUUGUUGAGCUACGCAUAGCUGACAUAAUAGAUAGAUAUGGCAAACCAAUAUCCUUGUCACAAAUUGUGCAAGAACUCGAAAAUGCACCCUCCCCUGAUUCCUCUCUUCUCUUAAGAGUAAUGAGAGUCAUGGUUCGUAGAAAAAUUUUCAGUGCAGAAAAAUCCGAAUCCGGAGAGAUUCUCUACGGUAUAACACGUGCCUCAAAAUGGAUCCUACAAGACACAAAAAUGACACUGGCGCCUAUGUUGUUGCUAGAGAAUCACCCUUUUCAUUUGAACCCUGCUAAUUACAUUAGUGAAAUUGUUAGAGAAGGAACCAAAAAUGGCACUGCUUUCUUUAGGUGUCAUGGUCAUGAACAAUUCGAAAUGACCGGUUUGGACUCGAAAUACAAUGACUUGUUUAACCAAGGUAUGGUUUGCACUGCUAGGAUCGUGUCCAGGGCUGUUAUUGCAGGGUACAAAGACGGGUUUAACCAGAUUAAGUCUUUGGUUGAUGUUGGUGGUGGUAUUGGUGGAUCUCUGUCUGAGAUUGUUAGAGCUUAUCCUCAUAUUCAAGCUAUUAACUUUGAUUUGCCUCAUGUUGUUUCAACUGCUCCUAAAUUUGAUGGUAUCACACAUGUCGGAGGAGACAUGUUUGUUUCUGUUCCUAGUGCUGAUGCUAUUUACAUGAAGUGGAUUCUUCAUGACUGGAGCGACGACCAUUGCAUAAAGAUUUUGAAGAAUUGUAGGAAGGCGAUACCGGAGAAAACAGGAAAGGUGAUCAUUGUGGAUCAUGUUUUGGAUCCAGAAGGUGCUGAACCGUUUACCGACACUGGCAUAGCAUUUGACAUGAUGCUUCUUGCACAUAAUGCUGGUGGUAAGGAAAGGACUGAAGAGAACUGGCAAUACUUAUUCAAAGAGACGGGAUUCCCUCGUUACAACAUCAUCAAAAUCAAUGCUCUUCCAUCCAUCAUUGAGGCAUUUCCAAUCUAAAUUCAUGAUUUGUGAUGAGUUUGGUUUUAUCAUGAUUUCGUAUGUGUUGUUUUGUGUGGUUUUAAUGGGAGUUUUAUUAUCUAAGGAAAAUGCUCCUUUGUGUAUCAUAAUUUGAAUAAAAAUGCUGCUCACCACCUAGAGAUAGCUAUGGUUCAUGCAUAUGCAGGUCAUGUAGCAGAGUGUUGUGUGAGUGUUUUAAGAAUCUACUGUUGAAUUGUUAAUUAGUUUGAUGAAUUGUAAUUCAUGUGCAACAAUUUCUUCCCUUUUUCAUUUAA
Messenger RNA from Vicia villosa (hairy vetch), 1785 nucleotides. RefSeq names its product (R,S)-reticuline 7-O-methyltransferase-like. Gene Ontology annotation, molecular function: protein dimerization activity; O-methyltransferase activity; S-adenosylmethionine-dependent methyltransferase activity. The record is from RefSeq and is a predicted model, not a curated record. NCBI's taxonomy places the organism in Eukaryota, Viridiplantae, Streptophyta, Magnoliopsida, Fabales, Fabaceae. Bases 398 to 1510 code for a protein of 370 amino acids. Gene Ontology annotation, biological process: methylation. The transcript has 3 exons.